GACUCCUCUCUCCUCAUUUCCGGUUUUGACGACGAACACUGGCGCACUUCCUGUCCGAGCCUCCACCCGCGAUGACGGACGCAUACAAACGUCGCGGCGCCACAAACUCGUCGCCUGAAAGAGGAGCGUCCCUCGGAACCCGAAAUGAGACUUUUAGCGACGAGUCGACGGUGUUUCGCAAGCUGCUGGCGGCCGCUUUUUACGGCCUUAGUUCCUUCCUCAUCGUGGUUGUCAACAAAAGUGUCCUCAGCAGCUACAGGUUCCCCUCGUCCGUGUGCCUGGGACUGGGCCAGAUGCUGGCCACUGUGGUGGUGCUGAGGACUGGCAAAAUGCUGGGAAUCAUCUCCUUUCCUGACAUGGACCUGACUAUUCCACGCAAGGUGUUUCCAGUGCCACUGCUCCAUGUGGGCAAUCAGAUGUCUGGACUGUUGGGAACACAACGUCUCAACUUACCUAUGUUCACAGUCCUGCGGAGGUUCAGCAUCUUGUUCACCAUGGUGUGUGAAGUCAUCUUGCUCAGGAAGUGGUACUCACGGUGCAUCCAGGUCAGCGUGGUGAUUAUGAUCCUGGGAGCUGGGAUUGCUGCCAGCACCGACCUGACCUUUGACACACAAGGAUACACCUUCAUCAUGAUCAACAACCUGCUGACUGCAGCCACUGGUGUUUAUGUCAAGAAGAAACUCAACUCACAGGACUUGAACACCUUUGGACUGCUGUACUACAACGCUGUCUUCAUGGUCCCGCCCACGCUGGUCUACUCCUGGUACACAGGAGACCUGGCCAAGGGUCUGGACUUCCCUGGAUGGUCUGACUGGAUGUUUGCUACACAGUUCUUCCUCUCGUGUGUCAUGGGGUUUGUGUUGAUGCUGUCUGUGAUGACGUGCACGCACCACAACUCUGCUCUCACCACCUCCAUCGUGGGCUGCGUCAAGAAUGUUCUGGUCACCUACGUGGGGAUGGUCCUGGGCGGGGACUACAUCUUCUCCUGGACUAACUUCCUUGGUUUGAACGUGAGCAUCGCAGGAAGUCUGCUGUAUUCUCACCUCACCUUCACACAGCAACACAGUAAGAAGAACAUUUGAUGAUGAUGAUGAAGAUG
Messenger RNA from Nerophis lumbriciformis (worm pipefish), 1099 nucleotides. The record is from RefSeq and is a predicted model, not a curated record. Lineage: Eukaryota; Metazoa; Chordata; Actinopteri; Syngnathiformes; Syngnathidae.